Molecule: messenger RNA, 1969 nt
Organism: Saprolegnia parasitica CBS 223.65
Lineage: Eukaryota; Oomycota; Saprolegniomycetes; Saprolegniales; Saprolegniaceae
Exons: 2
Coding region: 12-1862 (616 amino acids)
Biological process (GO): fatty acid beta-oxidation
Cellular component (GO): mitochondrion
Molecular function (GO): carnitine O-palmitoyltransferase activity
Source: RefSeq, a predicted model, not a curated record
AGAUUCGCAAGAUGAAGCUCAUGGUACCGGCGUCGCGCCGCCUGGCGCGGUCCCUCUCGACGACGACGGCCAAGCACCCGAGCUGGUUCCUGCGCAUGGUCGACAACAACGACUACGACCUCCCGCGCCUGCCCGUGCCCCAGCUUAACGAGACGCUGGAGCGCUACCUGCGCUCGGUCCAGCCGCUCGUCUCGGCGGCCGAGUACAAGGAGCACAAGAAGCUCGUCGAAGACUUUGGCCUUGGCGCCAACCGGUCGGUCGGUCGCCAGCUCCAGGACGAGCUGCUCAAGCAAGAGUUUGUCAACGUCAUGGGCCGCGCGUACCCGUACUCGUACAUUGAGGCGUGGUGGGACAAGAUGUACCUCGGUGGCCGGUACCCGAACCCAAUCAACGUCAACCCUGGCUAUGGCCUCGUCGACGAAGCGCCGGGGUCGGUCCUCGCGGAUCCGCUCGUGCGCACGUCCAAGUUUGUCACGUCGCUGCUCAAGUGGUUCCAGAAGGUCAAGGCGGGCGAGCUCGAGCAGGACCCGAAGCAGUGCAUGUCGUCGCUCGCCAAGCAGCUCGGCACGGCCAAGAUCCCGCAGACGGGCUGCGACGAACUGGCGUUCCACCCGACGUCGACGCACAUUGUCGUCCUCAAGGACAAUGCGUUCUACAAGGUGCAGGUGCUCGACCCACGCGGGAAGGACGUCAUCUCGCCGGCGUCACUCGAAGCGCAGCUCGCCCGCAUCAUGCAGACCAAGGUCUCGGGCGCGCCCAACAUUGCCGCCUUAACCGCCGACGACCGUGACGCGUGGGCGUCGGUGCGGGCGACGCUCAUGGCCGACGACGCGACCAACAAGGCGUCGAUCGAGGCCAUCGACUCUGCGCUGCUCGUGCUCGUCCUCGACGAAAAGAGCUACAGUGGAUCGGAGCUCACGGCCAUGACGCUGCACGGCAACGGGUCCAACCGCUGGUUUGACAAGCACCAAGUGCUCAUGUACGGCGACGGCCAUCUCGCCGUCAACUUUGAGCAUACGUUUUCGGACGGCACGGCCUGGAACCGCUGGCUCCACGAGACGUGGCACGACAUGCGGCAGUCGGACUCUGGGUUCUCGGCCCUCACGGCGACGACGACGUUUGAGGCGCCGGCCGCCGAGCCCUUGGCGUGGUCGCUCUCGCCGACGGUCCACCAAGCGAUCGCCAAGGCCGAGGAGGUGUCGGCAACGGCCAUUGGUAACACGGACUCGCACUUGCUCGCGUUUGACGGGUUUGGCAAGAACACGAUCAAGAACUGGGGCAUGAGUCCGGACGGCGCGGUGCAAAUGGCGUACCAGUUGGCGUACUUUCGCCAGCAUGGCCACGUGGCGCCGACGUACGAAAGCUGCUCGACGCGCGCGUUCUUCCACGGCCGCACCGAGACGAUUCGGUCGGCGACGAGCGAAGCCCAGCGUUUCGUGUCGGCCGUCACCUCGGACGCGUCCAUGGCGUCGCAAAAGGAGUUUUUGAAAAAGGCCGUCGACCGCCACGUGAGCUUGGCCAAGGAGGCGCAGCAAGGCAUGGGUUGUGACCGCCACCUCACGAUGCUCAACGACACGGCGACCCAGGCAGGCAUUAAGCACGACUUUUUGAGCUCGCCGAUCCGUGCCAAGAGCUCUCACUACCAGCUCUCGACGAGCAACGUGACGAUGCCAUUCUUGUCGUACUUUACCUUUGGCGCCGUCGUGCCGUCCGGGUACGGCCUCGGGUACCUCAUCCAGAACGAGACGAUUCCCAUCAACAUUACGAGCUUCAAGGACAGCAACGAAAGCGACAGCACGAAAUUUGCCAAGUCGAUUUCGGACGCACUCGCGACGGUCCGGUCGAUCGCCGAGUCGUCCUAAACCACACGUGUUUCGAUCUGUCGGAACGGACUCAUCAAUGCUAUCUCGACUUUUGACGGUUUGAUUUGAAUCGUGUCUUUGAAAAAGAAACAUCAGCGGCAGACGGG